Boleophthalmus pectinirostris (great blue-spotted mudskipper) is the source of this 2216-nucleotide messenger RNA. RefSeq names its product retinol dehydrogenase 5 (11-cis/9-cis). The record is from RefSeq and is a predicted model, not a curated record. Lineage: Eukaryota; Metazoa; Chordata; Actinopteri; Gobiiformes; Gobiidae. Gene Ontology annotation, molecular function: oxidoreductase activity.
AAAUGGUUGUAUCAAUAUCGAAGUUUACCCUAAAAAAAGCAAAAAUCAAACAUGCAUUGUAAUGUACUGAAAUCACAGAUCAACAGGUACCCAAUAGUAAAUGGUAAAAUCUGGCUCAGCUAUUUAUAAAAUUAUAGCCGAUAUGAAAGAUUAUGAUAGUUUCUGGUCUUUGAGUGGAAAGUUUUGCAACACAUUUUUAUAAUCAGACCAAGGAGCUGAAAAUGUUGCCAAAAAGUGUGGUUUGUGUGGGGUUAUGUCAUUACACGUGGUAAUGUAACACACAUGCGCAUAUUUGUCAACCAUGGGAACUAACAGAGAGGUGACGUGAGGUUAAUGCGUUGUUUAUUUUUCUCUACAUUUUAAAAUGGCAGAUUGCAGCUGGACACGAACACAUCAUACACCAUCAAUAUUAGAAGUAUUUAUGUCCAGGCAAAGGUAAACUUCAGCUAUGCUGUAAUCUAGUGGGACCAUAAAACAACCCAUUCAUGUGCGAUUGGCAGUGAAACUUCAGCUUUUUUUCUCUACGGACUUGCACAAACCCAGUGUUACGGAUUGUGGAUUACAGAUCGCGGACUUGUCUUAAAGGAUCAACCACAGGGAUAAAGGUUCCUGGGCCCGGUCUCGUGGAGCUAAGACACAAGAGUCACCAGGAAGGGAAAGGUGUGGGAGUGCCAGCCAGCACCUCAAAACAAGGUCUCCAAACUCCAGACAGUUUGAACUAACCGGGCAGUAUGGACACACAGAUAAUUUAUGAUCUUUUGGGGGAAAAUGCUUGGUUGUACAUCUCAGGCACAUUUGCGGUCCUGUGGGUGCUGGUGUGGCUGUACAGAGACAGUGUUGAAGUGGAUAACAUCGGAGAGAAGUAUGUUGUGACCGGCUGCGAUUCGGGAUUUGGAAACCUCCUCUGCAGGAAGUUGGAUCGUAAAGGAUUCUGUGUUCUGGCCGGAUGUCUGACGGAGAAGGGCGCCGAUGAUCUGAAGAGGGUGUCAAGCUCCAAACUGAAAACUGUCUCGCUAAAUGUGACAAGCCAGGACAGCAUACAGAAAGCAAUGGAGUGGACUAGGAAGGAAGUUGGAGAUAAGGGACUUUGGGGUAUUGUCAACAACGCAGGCCGGGCGCUACCCAUGGGUCCGUCUGAGUGGAUGAAAAUAGAGGACUUCCACAGCACGCUCAGAGUCAACAUGGAUGGAGUGAUCGCCAUGACGAUGACCUUUCUGCCCCUCAUCAAGAAAGCCCGAGGUCGAAUCGUGAACGUGGCGUCAGUGCUGGGGCGGGUGGCUGCAAACGGAGGAGGAUACUGUAUCUCCAAGUUUGCGGUGGAGGCUUUCUCUGACUGUCUCAGGAGGGAUAUAAACUACUUUGGGGUGAAUGUCUGCAUCAUUGAACCGGGGUUUUUCAAGACAGCCGUGACCAGUCUGGAGCCUAUAGAGAGAGAGCUGCACCGCCUCUGGAACCAGCUCAGCCCAGAAGUACAAGCCAGCUACGGAGACAAGUAUCUGGACAAGUACAUCCAAGUGCAGCGGCUGAUCAUGAACGCUGUGUGUGACUCUGACCUCUCCAAAGUUACCAACUGUAUGGAGCACGCCAUCUCCGCUGCCCAUCCCAGGACCAGAUACAGCGCCGGGUGGGAUGCCAAACUGCUCUGGAUUCCCCUCUCAUACAUGCCCUCGUUCGUGGUUGACCUGGGACUCAAACUGGUGCUGCCACGUCCUUCAAAAAGUGUCUAAGCCAAGAUCAGAUUUACAAGGUUUUGUGUUGUUUUGAUUGCACACAGAAGUUAAAGGUGCACUAUGUAACUUUUCUGGUUGGGGGUCCACCACUUCCAUGUCUCACUGGAAAUGUUUUUGCUUUGGCUUGAAUAUUCCACACUAUAGUAUUAAAUUUAUUUGCAUACAUAUAUUUUGUUACAGGUUUUUAUUGUUCAAAAUAUUUGCUUUCUUACUGUAAGUGAACUCACCUUUCCACAGAUCUAACCAGUGAACCUUUAAACUGUAGAAUAUGCAAUAUAUACUUUUAUGUGUAUUUAUGUCUGUACCAUUGUACUGUGUAACCAAUUGUUAUGAAUGUUACACCCUUCAGUGCCUUCUGCUGUCUGUUAAUAUAGAACAAUGAAGAAAUGUGAAAUGCCUAUGUAACUAACAAAUUAUGUCACUCUAUUAUUGCGUUAUGCCAACAUAAUAAAACUGAUAAAAAUGGAAAGUCAUUCCCCCAAACUG